GGUCAACCGGAUGCUGUGGACUAUUUUUUAUUUUCGAUGUAUUGCAUUCUUUGUACCUUUAUUUCCGCACGUAUCUGACAGCGGAUGAUAAUUUUGCUGUACAAUUUCAUCAUAUAUCUGACAUCACACCAGUUCAAGUUUUUAUUCAGUUCUCUUCAGAACUAUUUUAAUUGCGCGAUAUCACUGCACCAGGAAGAUCCGCCAUCAAGGAAAAACAUAAAAUUUGUGACAAGAAGAUGUGAUUUAUUCUUAAAGAAAAGAGUGACGACAUAUGUUGACUGGUGAUAUUUUAUACUUGUACAUACAUGACUGCUUUAACGUUGUUGAUAACGUUGUUUUAUUGUUUUUUGUAUUGAAAAAAAUGACAUUGUAACCUAGCAAUUGAAAGUCUUUUUUUUUUUGAAAUUAUUUUAUUUAGUGAAAUGAUGUGAUCAGUUUACACGGAUUAGUUACUGAUUUGAAAGUUAAUCUGAAAAUAUGGAUGUAGUUAGGUCACUUGUCAGCAAAAACAAGAGACGCUACAAGGAGGAUGGUUUUGAUCUUGAUUUGACUUAUAUAUACCCCAACAUUAUAGCAAUGGGGUUUCCAGCAGAGAAACUAGAAGGUGUCUACAGAAACCACGUGGAUGAUGUUCUCAGGUUUCUGGACUCCAAGCACAAAGACCAUUACAGAGUGUAUAAUUUGUGUUCAGAGAGAAAGUAUGAUGGGACAAAGUUCCACAAUCGUGUUGUUAUGUAUCCCUUUGAAGACCAUCACCCUCCACCCCUGGAACUGAUCAAACCCUUCUGUGAGGAACUCGACACAUGGCUACACACGGAUCAGAAAAACAUUGCAGCCAUCCAUUGUAAGGCUGGCAAGGGGAGAACAGGGGUGAUGAUUUGUGCAUAUUUGUUGCACAGAAGAAGGUUCAUUGAUGCCAAGACUUGUCUAGACUACUAUGGUAAAACUAGGACAAGGGAUGGAAAGGGUGUGACUAUACCCAGUCAGAGAAGAUAUGUAGAGUAUUAUGGAGAGUUGAUGAAACACAAUGUAUCAUAUGAAAGAAAAACUCUACUAUUCACAAAAGUGAAGUUCAUUACCGUACCUCAUCUAAAUAAUGGCACCUGCAAUGUGUUCUAUGAUAUAUUUGCAAAUAAAGUUAAGCUUGGUUCAUCAGCAUUGUUCGAGGGUCAGCAGUCAAAGAUGGGUACAACAUUAGAAAUGCCACUUUCAAAAUCUGUUAUUGUGUGUGGUGAUUGUUGUGUGGACUUCUUCCACAAACCUCCGCGGAUAGGGAAGAAGGAGCGGAUAUUUCAGUGUUGGUUUAACACGUUCUUCAUAAAGGAUGAGGAAUACUGUGAAGACGAGAAUGGAAAGAAGAAACGAUACUUGACACUCACAAUGACCAAAACAGAACUAGAUAAAGCUAACAAAGAUAAAACAAACAAAAUCUAUAAAAAGGAUUUCAAGGUGGUGUUCUAUUUUGAAUACCCAAUUGAUGGAACAUAUAUCAACAAUCCAAAUGGUGUUAAUAGAUCUCGGACUGAAGAUAGUUUAUUUACAAGACCCAUCGCUAGGAACGGUAAUACCAGUAACGGCAGUAUUAGAGGAAUUGGUGCCAAACCAAGUGUUACAAGAGGUUCGCCGGUUGAACCUAUGAGUAGACUACAUGUUUCUGAAAGUGAACCGGAGUGUGACUCAAAUACGGUUCCUGGUCGGAAGGCUCCUCCAACAACUUCUCAGUCGUAUCCGGAACUAGGGAAGUUGGAGAACACUAGUACUUUAGUAAAUGCACAAAAACAUCUACAAGUCAUAAAUAAACAUACCAAACCUCAGAAAUUGUCACCUACAGGUGAUCGAAGAGGAAGAUACUUGCCCGAUACAAAUAGUGACAAUGAUAUGGCGUCAACGGGUGAAAGUGAACAGGAGGAUAAUUUCUCGGACAGUGACACGGAUGAUGAAUGGGAUGGAUGUGAAGUGACGGCUGUAUAGUGAUGUUUUUAUUUGCUGUCUCAUACAGGAAGUUAAAGCAUAAUAGGUUAAUGAAAUAUUUAUAGAACGGCUAUACCUGUAUGAGGCAGUACAGAUUGUUAAUGUGAUGAAUGUAUGGCAGCUUAAAAGUAAAAUGAAGUCACCUUUGAGUGAUAAAAGCAUGUUUUGAUAAAUACAACUGGUUAUGGCUUUAAGAGCAGAAAAAAAUUAAACAUAUGUGGGAUAUAAGCAACUAACUAAAUUUAAAUGCAUUUAUUUUUACAGACAUAGCAGUAUAAAUAUUAGUACAGGAGUUGUGAAAGGGCCAUUUUGUUUUUCUGGGACUUUUUCGUUGUAAAUUUUGCCUGUUGUAGAUAAAUUGCAAUUAAAUUAAUUAAUCAAGGCCUCAACUAAAAGUUAAUAAUUUUUAAUGCUAAUUUAGUUUAUAUCACUGGAUUUAACAAACUAGUCUACUAUUAUUUCAAAUCAUGUUUCAAGGAUAUGGCAUUUUUGUCAUAUUUGCUUAUUAUUGUCACCAGGGGUGAUAAUGAUCUUUCUUUUAUAUGAUGCAGAAAAAGUUACCUGUUUGGUGGAAACAGUACAAAUUUCACAACAAAAAAAAGUUGUGGAGAACUAUUUCAAACAAGCCUUAGUGAAAGACAUGAACUGUGUUACAGGUCCUAGCCAAUACCAGAACCUGUAAUUUUCCAGCAUUGGCAAGUCACACAUUUUUAGUUUAAAAUUAAAUCACAUGUUGUUAACACAUAGUACUUUUUUCUAUAGCCUUUCACAUGUAAGUUUUGAUAUAGAAAAUGUGGCAUUAUCCAAAAAGGUUUAAUUUUGAACUUUCAGAUCAUUUCAUUUUUUGAAUAAAUUGUAUAUAUUUUCACUUAUAUAUCAUUGCCAAAAUAGAAAGUUUUUGUUUUAGUAGGAAAAAACUGUAAAAUACUAUGUUAUAUUAAGCAAGUUCGUAUCCAGAAGUGGACUGUUCUCACGUGUACAGUGCUCCUUAAAUCGUGUUCUAAAGUCUUUUCUUAUCUGAAUGUUCUAACUUAAAGUAAGCUUUUGGGCAGAAAUAUGUUUGUAUUUAGAUGUACCGUAUUUGCCUAGGAUAUUGUUCAAGCAUCCAAUUUUAUAUUCAGUCUGUGACAGUUGAUUAAAUGACCAUAAUUUCCUUUCUCAGGGAAAAAAUAUAUGAAAAACUUUUAAUAACAUUAAGUGCAGGAAGAAAUUAUUUCAAAUAUGUAAAACAGUCUGAAGAGCUUGUAGUAUAUUUGUGAUAAUAGAAAAAAUUGUUUGCCUGAGGAUUUUGAGACACCUCAAUUUUACCUUUUUACUACCACAAGAAAUAAAGAAAUUUCAUAAAAUAUUAACCUAAUUGUUAAUUUUUAUUGAAGCAAACUUAUUUUAUUUCCAAGUACAGGACAAAAGGAAGUAAAAAAAUUAGCCUAAUUUUUGUUGGAGUGAAUGUAAACAUUUUUACUUCUAAAUAAAGAUGAGAUAUGUUAAUUGAGGAAGUAAAAUGAACAUGACUGUAGUUGAUACAUAUAGAGAGAGAUUUGAAAUCCUGAUAGCUGUAAGUGGUAUGUAAGUAGUGUCGUAUACAGGUUGAAUACUAUUACUCAUGUUUAUUUAAAAUAAAUCACACCAUAUCCUUUGAUAAACUAUAAUUGAAAUUUUGUGGUUUUAUAAAUAGUCUUUACAGAAAGUUGAAGAAAAAAAAGAGGGAAACUUGGGAGAAAACAUUUUCUAGAAGGUAACACUCUGAUAGGUGAAACGGUAGUAUGAAAUGAGUCAAUUUAUAUUAAGAUAAUUAACCUUUAGCCUGCUUGCUGCAAGUGAUUCUGCCUUUGCAACCAGUGCAGACCAAGAUCCAUGCAGGCUGUUCCUGGUCUACACUGUUCGCUAUUCAUUCAAUAAAUUUUCGGUGAAAUCCCAUUCAAAUAAUAAAUGGUAUUGUCUAAUUCGUAUGAUGGACCAGUCAAUUUUAAAAAUUCAGCAGACUAAAGGUUAAAAAUUUAUUUUACAGCUACACACCAUUUGUCAGUAACUCACCAGCUUUUGACUUGUAAUGUGUAGUGACUUUUUCAACUGAGAUUUCAAGUUUGACUUUGAACAGGAAACAUUUUACAAAACUUAAUAAUAGGACACGGAAGAAAGCCCUUAGAUGAUUAGAUAAACUCUGAUGUGAUGAAGUUGAACUUUAUCCAGUUAUGUCAAAAAAGGAUACUUAAAAAUAAUACAAAUUUAAUCUUUCGUUCUCUCUGUGAACAAUGUCUUUCAGAAUUUUUUCUUUAUUUUGUCUAGGAAAAAUAAAUUAAGAUUUUUGAAUGUAAAACAAUUUAGUUACACAUGUUUAACUUAACAUGAUAGCAAUCUUGCGAAGGUUUUCAGUCAACACAGUAAUUAUGCUGUACAUAUAUUACAUGGCAUUACUUUGAAUAUGUGCCCAUUUUCAGCUUAACACUCAUAGAAAUUUCAUUUUAUGUAUUUUGAAUUAAAAUGUAUAUUUUUAUAUGUUCUCAUCUUUGUGUAUAUUAAUAGACUAAAUCAAAAAAGAUCAAUAUUUAGUGAUAUCAAUAAAUCAUGUUUAUAUUCUGUUGUUAAACAUUAGCACUACAAUGGCAUGAUAGUAUUUUAGCAACAGUAUUUAAGUGCUAAUUUAUCUCAGAUAUGUAAUCUGCAUGUUUUUUAUAAGAUUUUUUUUAUAUUGAGUGCAUGGCAGUCCAGAUUUAGUCUUUUAUAAGAUUGGGUAAUGUGUUUGGAAGGGGUUAUUUUGCAGUCGGAGCAACAUGCAAAUUCAAACCUAUUGUGAAUAAUGAAUAGCAUUAUCUCCAGUAGUAUGAAGCCAGAAUUUUGAAUUAAGUGUGCUGUCUAUCAAACUGAAAUAAUAGUGACAAGAAAAUUACCCAAUAAUCAGUAUUUUAUCAUAAAACAAUGAUCUUUUGAUGAAAGUUAAGCCAAAAGUUAUUAACAGAGUAUCUUAGAUUAGAAAGGAUGUUUAGUUGAACUUUCAGCAUUUAAAAAAAAUUGCUUGUCAGAAAGACAUGACCCACUAAACAAUACUGUCAGUGAGGAUUUUGAAGGGCAUUUGAUGUUAGCAGUUUGUUUCAAAAAGUUCUUUCUGUAUUUCCAAAAUCUGAUGUUUAGCAAAUAAAUAAUGUGGACAGUUCCAGUAGAUGUUAUCAGUACUUUAUUGUUGUUUUUCUUGUUCAAAAAUAUUCCUGUUAUAAAUGUGUUUGUGAACUUUGCCAGGCACCUUUUAACCUUCAGCCUGCUGGCGGCAAGUGAUUCUGCCUUUGCGAAAAGUGCAGACCAAGAUCAGCUUGCACAUCUGUGCAGGCUGAUCAUGUUCUGCACUGUUCGCUAUUCAGUCAGUAGAUUUUCAAUGAAGACCCCUUUGAAUAAUAAGUGGUACUGCCCAAAUUGAAUGAUAGACCAGUCCAUUUUAGAAAUUUAGCAGAGUAAAGGUUAAACAUUGGAAGCGAUUAUGUUAUAUACAUCUCUGAAGAUGAGGGAAACAUUUCUCUGCAUUUUUUUCUGUAAUUAAUUUCAGGCUGUCUUUCUCUAGAGGAAAUUACAUUAACCAAAGCUAUCACCAUUUUAUGAUCUCUGCCGCAGUAAUUGUAUUUUAUGUACAUUCUCGUCUAGUUUGUAGUAGAUGACUGAAUAGGUUGGACUAAAAGAAGCUGUGUAAUCAAUUACGAUUUUUGUUGUGUAAAUAUCUAAACAUUUUUGCAGGGAUUUAGCAUUUGAAAAAUAGUUGAUUCACAUGAAUAUUGUAUAAUAUGUAUAUUUAAAGCUAUAUUGAACAAAAUGUAUUCCACCGCUUUUGGAAUAAAAAAUCUUAAGGAAAACAAAAAUUGAAUUCUUCUGUAACAAGCACAACACUUGUUACUCGGGUUGAUAUUAAAUAUGUGUAAUUGUGAGAAAAUCCUAUAAAUAGUAACAAGCAUCUGUUUUACUUCAAACUUAGGAUUUACAAAUGAUGUAAAAUUUUGUUUGUUUAAAUUUUGUGAAAUUAUCAAUGUUCAGAAUGUUAAAACCUCAGAUACUUGUUAAAAUGAAAAAAAAAUCACACACACAAAAAUCACAUAUACAUGGACCUGUGGACCUGCACAAAUAUGAAAUUACUACCUCUCUAAAAUCUUAGAACUAUGUAAAGCCAAAUAUCUACAUAGGGCGAAUCACAGUUGAAGUCUUACCAGUAUACUUAAAUCUUGUAUAUUUUUUAGCUUGACUAUUCAAAGAAUAGUCUAGCUAUUCUAUUCACCCUGACGUCGGCGUCACACCUUGGUUAAGUUUUUGCAUGCAAGUACAUACAGCUAUCAUUUAAAGGCAUAUAGCUUUGAAACUUAUUUUUUUCUUUUUCUAGGUCAAUUACCAAUCUCACUGGGUCAAGUCCCAUAACUCUGACAUGUAUUUUGGGCAAAUUAUGCCCACUUUUGGACAUUGAAAAUUCUGGUUAAAGUUUUACAUGCAAGUUGCUAUCUCCAAAACUAAUGCAGAUAUUGAAUUAAAACUUCACAUGUGCCUUCGGGGUUAUAAAACUAGUUGAUAGCACCAAGUCCAAUAAUUCUGACCUUCAUUUUGGCCAAAUUAUGCCCCCUUUUGAACUUAAAACUCUUGAUAUUUAACAUUUUGGAUAAUAUUUUCCUGCUUCUGGGACAAUAUUUCGAAUACGGACAGCUCUUGUUAAUUCUGUUAUUGUAGAUAACUUAUAAAUAAUUGGGACUACAUACAUGGAGAUUUUUUUUGGCUUAGAAAUGUUUCAUAGCCUUUAAACAAUUGAAAAUUGAUCAAAAACUAAAGCUCUGUAGUGAAGUUUUGUUCAUUCAUACCUUACUUCACCAUCCCUAUCCCAAGAUCAGAUAGGUGCCCGUCUGUGAUGAAAUAAUGCACAGAAGGGUACCUGGGGUCUUCCUCCACCAUUAAAGCUGGAAAGUCAUAUGACAUAUAAUUGUGUCAGUGUGACAUUAAACCCAACAAGAUGAGAUAAACUGUUCUCUUUAUUUUAUAGUUUUGAUAAAUAUUUAUCUGGUUUCAAGGUAUUUGUUAGUGAUAAAUCUAUUGUUUCUGAGAAAGAAUUUACAUAUAAAACAAACAUUUAGUUACUGAUAUGUAGUGACUUUAGUUACUGGUAUGCAGUGACUAUCAGCAGAGGAGAAUAAAACAGAUAUAUAUUGCCAUACUUAUCAAAUGAAAUCAUCAAAAUAAUGUUUGUCUUCCUGUCUAGUUGUUAAGAUUUGUAUUACUUUUUGUGUUAUAUAAGCUUUGACUCUUUUUGUUUUUAUGUCCCCGAAGGGAGGCGUAUUAGUUUUCAACUGUCGGUACGUGCGUUCCUUCGUUCGUCACAAUGUUAACUUUUUGCAUGAAGGCACUUUACUAGCGAACCAGGACCUUCAAACUUCACAUGCUGAUAGUACUUAUUGAGUACACCACCCUAUUGACCUAGGGGUCACCAGGUCAAGGUCACAGGGGCCAACGUUAACUUUUUGCAUGAAGGCACUUUACUCGCGAACCACUGCACCCAGGAC
This is a messenger RNA of Mercenaria mercenaria, 7487 nucleotides long. RefSeq names its product phosphatidylinositol 3,4,5-trisphosphate 3-phosphatase and dual-specificity protein phosphatase PTEN-like. Bases 478 to 1971 code for a protein of 497 amino acids. NCBI's taxonomy places the organism in Eukaryota, Metazoa, Mollusca, Bivalvia, Venerida, Veneridae. Gene Ontology annotation, biological process: negative regulation of cell population proliferation; phosphatidylinositol dephosphorylation; protein dephosphorylation. The record is from RefSeq and is a predicted model, not a curated record. Gene Ontology annotation, cellular component: cytosol; cell projection; plasma membrane. The transcript has 9 exons. Gene Ontology annotation, molecular function: protein tyrosine phosphatase activity; phosphatidylinositol-3,4,5-trisphosphate 3-phosphatase activity.